Halichondria panicea is the source of this 4120-nucleotide messenger RNA. Its product is annotated as receptor-type tyrosine-protein phosphatase mu-like. Gene Ontology annotation, molecular function: protein tyrosine phosphatase activity. The record is from RefSeq and is a predicted model, not a curated record. Lineage: Eukaryota; Metazoa; Porifera; Demospongiae; Suberitida; Halichondriidae. The transcript has 23 exons. Gene Ontology annotation, biological process: protein dephosphorylation. The coding region runs from base 78 to 3944 and encodes 1288 amino acids.
CAGUAUGCCUACGUGCGAUACUCUCUCUCUAGUAGCUCUAUCGUAAACUCUUGCUUAUAGCAAGAGUUCAUUAUAGGAUGAAUAAUGAACUCUUGGCUACAAGAAUAAUGAGAAUGUUCCCCUCAAGGUUAUUUCUCUGCUGUCUGCUGGGAAGUGCUUCUCUUGUGUAUGGACAGCAGCCUCUGAUUCGACUGGCAGCAUCCAAUGAGCCUGUUAGCACUGACCACACUGGAGAGAUCAUCUCAUUCUCUGCUGUUGGAUCAGGAGCUGAUGGUCUACCACGCCCCUGGGUUUGCUACACCGAAGACACUGGUAGUGUAGUGUGGCAGGGUCCUGGUGGGAGUGCAUUGCAACUUGAAACUAGAUCGUUGGCAGCUACGGACGAAGUGUUCUUCAGAGAUGCUCCUAAUUUUGGCGUUAUUCUGUAUCGUGGUCCCACACACUUCAGUCCUGAUGGAGAACACUGCUGUGUGAGGACUAACACAGCACAGAGUAAAUGUGUCACCUUCACUCCCUGCCCCACACUGAGUCCCCUGUCUAAUGGAAUGCCAAUUUCAUAUAACCGAGAUACCAGCAAUCGUUACGUGGCCACCUACACCUGUGUCACUGGGUACUUCAUCAGUGGAACCAGAAGAGUAACUACUGCAAUAACUUGUAUGAGUACUAGUACUACUACUCCUGGUGCCUGGUCUCCACCACCUCCCACUUGUACAAUCGUCACCUGCCCUGUCCUAACCUCCCCUACCAAUGGAGGUGUGUCCACCACCCCUAGUCGGGACUACCUCACCAUUGCUGCAUACAGCUGUGACCCUGGCUACUUCCUCACUAGUAGUGCUACUAGACAAUGUGAAGCUACUGGUCAGUGGUCAUUAGUAGCACCAACUUGUCCACCUGUUGACUGUAUAGCACUGAUGGCCCCCUCCAAUGGAGCAGUGGACACAACUUCUGGAACCACCUUCAUGAUGAAUGCUACCUACACCUGUAACACUGGAUACAACAUUGUUGGUAGUGAGAUCAGAACUUGUGGAGCAAGUAUAACAAGUGGACCAACUGGAGUUUGGAGUCCAGCUGCACCAGUUUGUGAAACUGUUAACUGUGGAGCACUUGCUAACCCCUCCAAUGGAACAGUGGACACAUCUUCUGGAACCACCUUCAUGAUGACUGCUACCUACACCUGUAACCCUGGAUACACUCUGACUGGAGAUAUGACCAGAACUUGUCAAGCUGAUGGAAUGUGGAACUCUAGUGAACCUGCCUGUGAAUUCAUUGUCCUGUCCAUUGGAGGCACUGUCUACACUAACAACACAGCUCUGUCCGUCUCCCUCAUUGGAGAGGGCUCCUCUGCCCUCACCUGUCACACUGAGCUAUCCACCUGCUGCAGGGAACAAGACAACCCCAAUGGAGGGGCUCUCGGAGGGUGGAGAGGACCAGAUGGGGUCGGUGUACCUUCAGAGGCUAACUUUGGAGCGACAGCUGAGGGAUUCUACGUCACCAGAAACGUCAGCACUAUCAGCUUGAAUCAAAGAGGCAGUAUUACGUUGUCAGGAGGUGUUUGCUGCACUAUCCCCAGAGCUGGUGGUGCCAAUCAAAUAUUCUGUGUGAAUGUGCAAGCUCCUACUACUCCUCCACCAGUGGCUGGCACUGAUGUUGGGCCUAUAGUCGGUGGUGUCAUUGUUGCUGUGAUAGCCAUUGUGGGGAUAGUAGUGGGCAUCAUUGUGGCAGUCAUCUUUGUCAGGCGUAUGAGACAAAAUAGGCUCAAGUAUGCCCCUGUGCUGAAGGGAGGAACUCUGACCUCUGAUACUCCUGCUAAACCAGCUCCCUACACUCACUACACAAGGGACAGAAGAGAUGAUGAUGCAGUAGCUCUGAGUAGUGUGCUCACUCCUAAAGACACAGAGCCUAAUAUAGUAGAGUUUCCUAGUGAUACUCAUGUGACGGAGGGGGAGGAGGUGUAUCUGAGGGUGAAGGUGGGAGGUCACCCUCCACCCAGUCUCACCUGGUACCACGAUGGUAGGAAGGUGACUGCAGACUAUGCCACAGAACUGGACCAGGACGGUGGAUUAUCCUUCCCUAGUGUGGAGACUAAGCAUGCUGGUAACUACAAGCUUGCUGCUGUCAAUGACUCUGGAUCCAUUGAGAAGCAAGUACACCUCUCUGUUAGGGGUGAGAAUGAAGAGCCUCCCCCUGUCAAUAAGAACAUUGACUUGGGACCAUUACCAGUGGAGCAGCUUGGUGUGUUUGUGAGUGAUCUGCAUGCCAAUGGAAACCUCAAGUUCAAAGAUGCUUACAAGACAUUGGACAAUGGUGAGAAGGGACAUGAUGUGGUCGUGGCAAAGAUACCUGAGAACAAGCUGUGCAAUAGAUUCGGGAACAUUGCCGUGUAUGAUGACAAUCGUAUUGUGUUGCAACCCAUCCCUGGACAAGAGGACUGUCAGGGUGACUACAUCAAUGCCUGCUAUGUAGACGGCUACCAAGCACCCAAGAAGUUCAUUGCCUCACAAGGUCCUAUACCUCGCACUGUGGUGGACUUCUGGCGGCUCAUGUGGCAGGAGAGACCACCCAUAAUAGUCAUGCUCACCAACCUCAAGGAGGGGAACAAGGUCAAGUGUCAGCCAUACUGGCCCGAGUCUGGGAAGAAGCAGUUUGGACCAUUCACAGUGGCCAUUACAGAUCAGCAGAUCUUUGCUGACUACACCAUGAGGACUAUCAAAGUCACUAUUGAAGGAGACAGGAAAUUCCUCAAGACCACUCAGUUUCACUUCACAACGUGGCCUGAUCACGGUGUACCUGAGUAUGCCACGCCCAUUCUUGCAUUCCAUCGUAAGGUCAAGUCUCAACACAAGCCAUCCAGAGGUCCCCUCCUGGUUCACUGCAGUGCUGGUGUGGGACGCACAGGCACUUACAUUGCCAUUGAUAAUAUCCUCGAUCAGAUCGCAGCCGAGGGUAUGGUCGAUAUUUCUGGUACUAUUGUCAGAGUUCGUAACCAGAGGAUGAAAAUGGUCCAGACUCAAGAUCAAUAUGUGUUCAUCCACGAUGCUAUCCUGGAGUCAGUGACGUGUGGAGACACUCAGAUCAGUGCUGGAGAUCUGCGCAGACAGAUACAAAAGAUGUCAUCAGUGGCCCCGGGAAAAACCAUCUCAGAUUUCCAAUACCAGUUCCAAAUUCUGGAACAAGUAUCUCCAAAUCCUAAAGAGAUCAACAGCAGUACUGCCCUCGGCUCGAUGGACAAGAACAGAGGGAAGAAAUACUUACCAGCUGAUGUUAAUCGUGUGGUUCUGAAGGGAGAGCAACCUGACUACAUUCAUGCUGUGUUUGCUCAUGGCUACAAGCACCAGAAGGCAUACAUCAUUGCCCAGAAUCCACUGGACUCAACUGUGCGUAACUUCUGGAAGGUGAUCUAUUCUAGGAAGUGUGCGGCUGUUGUGAUGUUGACUCCACUCAGUGAGAAUGGGCAGGAGGCAUGCUCCCAGUACUGGCCAGAGAGUGGCAAUGUCACCUCCUUCGGUGAGUUCACCAUCGAUAACUUGGGGGAGGAAACCAACACUGGGUUCGUUAUGAGGCAACUGAGCGUCCUCAAUGAAAAGACCCAAAAGGCCCACCAAUUGACUCAGUUCCACAUCACUAACUGGAAGAGCAGUGGAAAGUGUGAGAACCUCAAGACUGUAACUGACAUCAAUGAGGAGGUUAUAAAGGUUCAAAGGAGGACUGGAAACAAGGCGAUUGUGGUCCACUGCAGUGACACUGCGACCCGCUCUGGUAUGUACUGCUCCAUAGCUAAUACCAUUGACCGUUGCAAGACAGAGGGAGUGGUGGAUGUGUUCCAGGUGGUCAAGGCUCUCAGGGUCCACAAGCCAGGGGCAGUACCCUCAGUCGACAACUACAAGAAUCUGUUUGAUGCUAUUCUCGUCUACUUGGACUCCUUCGAUACUUAUGCCAAUUUCUAAGAUAUGUGAUAACUUACAAUGAACUAGAACUGCUAGUAUUAUAUGGUGUACUCUGUAAUAAUAUAACUUUAUAGGAUGUGUUGUUUUUUACUUAAUAUGUAGUUGGUGCUGAAAUGUCUAUAAUUAUUUUUGUAUUUUUGUGAAAUUGACCAUAAAACUUUUAAUUAAACAUCAAA